AUGGACACUAUGGAUGUUACUGAGGUUCACCAAACCGUGGUUGACGAAACUAUGACUGACGCCUUCAACGAUGCUAUCCCCGAGGGCGACAUUGACGCCACUCCUAAGUCCGAGGAAGAGUACGCGCAGUCUAUGGUGACUCUGCGUGCUAUUGUCUCUUCCAAGGAGGCCGGCGUGAUCAUCGGCAAAGCUGGCAAGAAUGUUGCCGACUUGCGCGAUGAGACCGGCGUUAAGGCUGGUGUGAGCAAGGUCGUUCCUGGUGUGCACGACCGAGUCCUGACCGUUACUGGUCCUCUUCAAGGCGUUGCCCGUGCCUAUGCGAUCGUUACCAAGGGUCUUUUGGAAGGUGCCCCGCAGAUGGGCAUGGGCGGUAUUGUCUCCAACAAUGGAGCCCACCCUGUGCGACUUCUCAUCUCGCACAACCAGAUGGGCACCAUCAUUGGACGCCAGGGCCUGAAAAUUAAGCACAUUCAAGAUGUUUCGGGUGUGCGCAUGGUUGCUCAGAAGGAGAUGCUCCCCCAAUCUACAGAGCGUAUUGUGGAGGUGCAGGGCGCCCCCGAGGGCAUCGAGAAGGCUACCUGGGAGAUCGGAAAGUGCCUGAUUGAUGACUGGCAGCGUGGCACUGGCACUGUGCUCUACAACCCCGCUGUUCGCUCGUCUACCAACUCACAGCCGCUCAGCAACAACACUGGAAACAAUGGCAACCCCGUGGGCGGUGGUAAUGGCUAUUCCAACCGCCAGUACAACCGCACCGGCAAUGGAGCUGACUUCAGCGACAACAGUGGCUACAACCGUCGCUCCAGCUCUGAUGCCAGUGGUGGUCGUGGAUUUCCCCUCACCACAGAGGAUGGCGAAGAUAUCCAAACUCAGAACAUCAGCAUCCCUGCCGACAUGGUAGGCUGCAUUAUCGGUCGGGGUGGAACCAAGAUUACUGAAAUUCGCCGGAGCUCUGGAGCCCGCAUCUCGAUUGCCAAGGCUCCUCAUGAUGACACUGGUGAGCGCAUGUUCACCAUUAUGGGCAGUGCCCUGGCCAACGAGAAGGCCUUGUAUCUUCUUUACGAGAACCUUGAGGUUGAGAAGGGUCGCCGCAGCCAGUUACCCCAGGAGUAA
Messenger RNA from Penicillium malachiteum, 1110 nucleotides. RefSeq names its product KH domain-containing protein. The transcript has 2 exons. The record is from RefSeq and is a predicted model, not a curated record. Gene Ontology annotation, biological process: 3'-UTR-mediated mRNA stabilization. The coding region runs from base 1 to 1110 and encodes 369 amino acids. Gene Ontology annotation, cellular component: cytoplasm; nucleus. NCBI's taxonomy places the organism in Eukaryota, Fungi, Ascomycota, Eurotiomycetes, Eurotiales, Aspergillaceae. Gene Ontology annotation, molecular function: mRNA 3'-UTR AU-rich region binding.